Molecule: messenger RNA, 582 nt
Organism: Erigeron canadensis
Lineage: Eukaryota; Viridiplantae; Streptophyta; Magnoliopsida; Asterales; Asteraceae
Product: 60S ribosomal protein L38
Exons: 3
Coding region: 107-316 (69 amino acids)
Biological process (GO): translation; protein-RNA complex assembly
Cellular component (GO): cytosolic large ribosomal subunit; ribosome
Molecular function (GO): structural constituent of ribosome
Source: RefSeq, a predicted model, not a curated record
CGAUAAGCCCAUAUUCACAAUAAGUGAAUGUAUAUAACUUCACAACACUAGGGUUUGUUAUUUUCUCACUUGAGCUGCCGUCCCUCUUCCACCUUCAGAAAGAAAAAUGCCGAAGCAAAUUCACGAGAUUAAGGAUUUCCUUCUGACGGCAAGAAGGAAGGAUGCACGCUCUGUGAAGAUCAAAAGGAGCAAGGAUGCAGUCAAGUUUAAGGUUCGCUGCUCAAAGUACCUCUACACCUUGUGUGUCUUUGACAAGGAGAAAGCUGAUAAGUUGAAGCAAUCUCUUCCACCAGGUUUGAGCGUUCAAGACCUUUAAGCUGUAUCUUUCUGAAAGUGUCGGGUCAAUAACCUUUACCCAGUUUGAAGUUAUCAAAAGGAUGUUGGUAUGCUAUUGAAUUUCCAUAUAUUGCUACAUGGUCAGUUUAUGUUUGUUUUGUUUGGUAUAGCAGACAUGUAGUUGUAGUGGUAGUGUUUAAUUUUGAUUUUACUUUGUUGAUGUUAACUUUGAUUUGGAUGGAUUGAAAUGCAUUGUUGAACAUGAAGAUAUUUAAUAUUUGUUAAAUCAUGGUCUGAAAUUUGUUA